AUGGAUUUGGAUAUGAACGGAGGAAACAAGGGGGUCUUCCAGAGACUAGGCGGAUCGAAUCGAUCGAUGACGGCGCCGGCGGACUCGAAUCAGAAGGUUUGUUUCCACUGGCGGGCCGGCCGAUGCAACCGCUUCCCUUGCCCUUACCUGCACAGCGAAUUGCCGGGUCCAGGUCCGAGUUCGAACAAAAGGGUCGCCGAUGAGUCUGGUUUUGCCGGUCCGAGUCACCGGAGAGGGCCAGGAUUCAGCGGGAGUGGUAAUAAUAGCUGGGGGAGAUUCGGUGGGAACAGAACGGUGACGAAGACGGAGAAACUUUGCAGGUUUUGGGUUGAUGGGAAUUGCCCUUACGGUGAUAAAUGCAGAUACUUGCAUUGCUGGAGCAAAGGAGAUAGCUUCUCAUUGUUGACUCAGCUUGACGGACAUCAUCAGGUUGUCACUGGGAUUGCUCUGCCAUCGGGUUCUGAUAAGCUUUAUACGGCGAGUAAAGAUGAGACUGUGCGGAUCUGGGAUUGUGCUUCUGGACAGUGUACUGGUGUACUCAAUCUUGGUGCGGAAGUUGGCUGCAUGAUUAGUGAAGGUCCCUGGCUAUUGGUUGGUAUGCCAAAUGUAGUUAAGGCAUGGAAUAUCCAAAACAACGCAGACCUGAGUCUCACUGGACCUGUUGGCCAAGUAUAUUCACUGGUUGUGGGCACUGAUCUGCUGUUCGCUGGUACACAAGAUGGCUCUAUUUUGGUUUGGAGAUACAAUACUGCCACUAGCUGUUUUGAUCCGGCUGCAUCACUAAAAGGCCACACCCUUGCAGUUGUUUCUUUAUAUGUUGGAGCGAACAGACUCUAUUCCGGUUCCAUGGACAAGUCUAUAAAAGUUUGGAGCCUGGAUAAUUUGCAGUGCAUACAAACGCUUACAGAGCAUACGUCAGUUGUCAUGUCUCUCAUUUGCUGGGAUCAAUUUCUUCUGUCAUGUUCAUUAGACAAUACCGUCAAGAUAUGGGCUGCUAGUGAAGGUAGAAACUUGGAAGUGACUUACACUCAUAAAGAAGAAUACGGCGUGCUAGCUCUCUGUGGCGUGCAUGAUGCAGAAGCCAAGCCAGUAUUGCUAUGCUCCUGCAAUGACAAUUCCUUGCACCUCUAUGACUUGCCAUCGUUUACGGGAAGGGGCAAAAUUUUAGCUAAGCAGGAGAUACGGUCGAUUCAGAUUGGCCCCGGAGGCAUAUUUUUCACUGGUGACGGAAGUGGUCAAGUUAAAGUAUGGAAGUGGUCUACGGAACCAACUGCCAUUCAGUCUUGA
Molecule: messenger RNA, 1287 nt
Organism: Microthlaspi erraticum
Lineage: Eukaryota; Viridiplantae; Streptophyta; Magnoliopsida; Brassicales; Brassicaceae
Source: the annotation of a GenBank genome assembly